GACCGGGGGGGGGGGGGGGAUUUAUGCGGAAUUGGAGACAGAAUCGGAGCCUCCUGGUGGAAGAAUGACGACUGAAAAGUGUGCAACCUCCGCGGUACACGACCUGAGGUGAAGCGGAGAAAAUGAUAGAAGAAACGCACCCCAACGAUGACAGCUACAUAGUGCGUGUGAAAGCGGUGGUGAUGACGCGGGACGACUCCAGCGGUGGCUGGCUGGCUCAGGACGGGGGAGCCCUGACCCGGGUGGGCGUGUGCCGCCUCGUCCCCACAGACCUGGCCCCCAUCUCGGGUUCCUCCCAGUUCCUCAUACGUGGCGAGCGGCUCCGGGACAAACAGGUGAUCCUGGACUGUCCUCUGAGGAAGGAUCUGGUGUACACCAUAGCAAUGCCUACGUUUCACCACUGGAAGGUGGAGGACAGGAGGUGCGGCCUGUCCUUCCAGAGCCCGGCCGACGCCAGAGCCUUCGACAGGGGAGUACGGAAAGCCAUCGAGGACUUGGCUGAAGGCUCCACGACCUCCUCCACAGCACUCCAGAACGAGGGCGAACUGGGCGACGACGACGUCUUCACUAACACGACGGACAGCUCAUCCAACUCUUCCCAGAAGCUGGACAGCUCGCUGCAGCCGCUCGAGUCCUCGCCCCUCCCGCUGAGACACAAGUGCAUGGCGAGGCAUCGUCACGACCUGCACGACUCCUACCACCUCACAGACCACUACUACUUGGACCAGCCGUUGCCUCGGAAUUCCCGCCACGUCACCUUCGACGAUGAAGAAAUCGUCCGCAUCAACCCCCGGGAGCGCAGCUGGGAGCGAACCACGGAGCGCCACCUGGGCCGCCACUCGGACCGCCACUGGCUCACGGGCUACGAGGACUACCGCCACGCCACCAUGCGGGACAAGUUCAUCCACACGGACGACUCCGAGUCCUACGUGCACUUCGACAAGACGGAGACGCAGAAGCACGACUACACCUACCCGCUGCCGCCGGCGCUGUCGCCGUCGGACUCGGACCUUUCCAUCGGACCCUUGACCGUGAAGGGCCACAGCGGGUCGCACCGCUCGGGCUUUUCCUCGGUGGUCUCCACCCAGCCCCGCUCCUUCCUGCCCAGCUCCUCCCCGUCGUCCAACGGCGGGAAGGGGCGCAAGGGCGACCGGAUGGAGCGCGCUCAGUGCGAGCACUGCGGCGAGGCUUUUUACACGUCGGAGAACAGACGGGGCCGGUGCCAGGACGCCCCAGACCCCGUGCGGGCGUGCAUCCGGCGGGUCAGCUGCAUGUGGCUGGCGGACACCAUGCUCUACCACUGCAUGUCCGACCCGGAGGGGGACUACUCGGACCCGUGCUCCUGCGACGGGGGCGAGGGCGGCGGCGGGGGCUGCCCGGGCACGCGCUGGCUAGCUCUGCUGGCCCUGUCCGUGGUGGCGCCCUGCCUCUGCCUCUACCCGCCCCUGCACGCCUGCCACCGAGCGGGGCUCGCGUGCGGCUGCUGCGGGGGCCGGCACAAGGCCCUGAGCUGAGCCGAGGCCCCGGGGAAAUACUAGACCCUUAAAACCCAACACAGGCACAAGGAAAGGGAAGGAUGGGGACGAAUGAUCACGGCUGCUCGCGCUCUUGCCUUGGUUUUUCUGGGGUUUUUCUACAAAUUCCAGACACUGAAAUAAGCCAAAAAAAGAAUUAAAAAAAACUAUUGGUGCAUUUUCUGAACAGCCUGGGAAGAUAAGCUCCCCCUUAUGGCAGACAGUUCUCUCAUUUCUCCACGUGGCCAUUUCAUGCUCUGUUUCUAAUGAGAGAGCAGUCGUUUUUCAGGGGGCCUUUUUUAUAGCUGACCUAUAUGUCAUGUAUCACAUAUGCAGGUACUUUAUAUUGUUAUAUUUGUACACAGACUCUGCGUCAAAGAACUUGAAUUGUUUCUUUGUUGUAUUUUUCUUUUUCUUUCUUCCUCCUUUUGUUUGUCUUGCCAUUUUGUUUUAUAACCUAUUCCAAUAUCGGGCUAGCUCAGUUCAGCUCCAGCUACAAAACAAAUCAGACACUACACCUCGUUGCGCCUGCGUGAGUGUGUGUAUGUGUGCGCGGAUGCUGACGAUGUGCAUGGAGGCGUUUUUUGCUAUCUGUUCCGCAGGUUAUAGUAAAGGUCAUGUAUAUAGUCUUCAUAGCUCUUUCACCAUAGACACCUUCUUUGUUCACUGAAACACGCAUGGUACUCAUCUUAAUCUUCAAAUAUUCCAAAGAUUUGUGGUUUUUAUCCUAUUUAUUUUCUCACGGAAUCGAUGUGCCAGCAAAAAAAGGGUGCUGGGUCGCGAUCCGCCCGCCGAAAACGAGACGCCGCCUCGAGUCACGCUACAAUAAUCUAGCACCCCGUCUCUUUCUCGGCUCCUCUCGCGUUAUUUCAAACAGUGCCUGAACACACCGUGACCGGGAACCCUUCGAGUCUUACGAUUUCAGUGAGAUUUUUAGGCUCGUUUUUAACUCGUCGAACUCUUGAAGCGGGCGAGGGAUUUUUAAGGCUUGGAUUUCCUCAUUUCUUUGCAGAACCUCAGCCAGCGGUUCCGCCGUGUCACGUCCAGGACUGAGAAGUCGGUCAGAUAGCAUUACAAUUGGUUGCCCGUAUGCCUUAAAACGUGGAGUCGCACUCCAAACUUGACCCGCGUCGCUGACGAUGUCUAUUAUAGUGAAAAGUAAGAGCAGGGUUACAGCUCCAAGCAAUCAGCCUCACCACAUACUACUUUUUUUUUUUUUUUCGUAAUAGAUAUUUUUUUUUAAAAGACUUUUUUUAAAGACGAUCCUCUUUAAGUGUGUGAACACAGGAUCUUACUUUGGCUGCAAAGUACAAUCACCUCCUUCCUGUCCUCUAGCAACGUCUAUACUUGAUCUCAUCCGUCACAUCUGGGGAAAACCGAGGCCGCGUUUUUCAGAUUUGAAGUUCCUCCUAAAAUACAUUUGUUGAAAAACAUGCAGUUGCAUGCUCAAAAAAACUUUAAUUUGUGAGUUUUUAAUAUCAGGCAAACUUCUUAUUCUGUUGCCAACAACAUGAUUAUUAAUGAUACUUUUAAGAUGUGUCCCGUUUUUUGAAAGAUAAGCCCCGGUCCGACCCCCCAGACCACCCCAGAGCUGUUCAAGGAAAAGCUUGACAUGUGAGGAAGGAGAGAGAGUUAAGAUGAGAGCGUCUGUACCACUCACGUCCAUCAUCCGAGCGCGCCAGGCUGGAGGCGGGAGCUGGUUUCACUCGGACGAACGGGAAACGUCUUGUCUGGUUUUAUUUAAAAGCAACUGAAUCCAUCCAUCAGUUUAAUCCAAUCAAAAAAGAAAAAGGCUUUCAUAGAUGGAUGUGUGUCAGACUGCUCGUUGCCCAGACAGAAUGGCUUUCAGGAGUCUGCGAAGGAUUGGAAAUUAUUAAAAUUAGAUGCACAUGACAUAAGAAAAAAUUUAACUUUGGAAAAAAUAAAUAUGUAGCUGUUUUGCCGUGUAAGAGUAAGUAACUCAUCCAGUACCAAAAAAAAACACAAACAACAAAAGAAAUGACUAUUAGUUCAAGGCCAAAAUAUGUUGUUGAAAAUGAAAGACUAACAUAAGAGACAACUGGCUUGAACCACAUGUGACCGGCGUGUGCUCUUCAUCUCAGCCCUACAGCAUUUUCUUCUCUCUUUUUUCCCCUCCAUACCAGAUUUGGUCCGUCAUCAUCAGAAGCACAAAGAGUAAAGUCAGAAAGCCCGACAACAGCUCGGCUGAAUGAAGAAAGAAACCGUUAAAAGUGUUCGUUCGGGGUCACGGCGGAUCUGUUUGUGUACAAACUCAGGCAAACGGAGGAAAAGGAGAACGCUGUCCUCACCUGGCGUCGUGGGCGACGCCGCGGGCCGUCCGAUCGCGCCCUCGCUGCCGACGACGCAACACUAAACCGCAGGGGUUGCUUCAACAGGGCCCGGGGUCAUGGCAGCGUCUGGGAUGUGAUGGGGGAACACAAUAAGCUUUUAAAAGAUAAAAAGAAGCAGGACGUCAGUAAAUCCCAUCAGGGGAAGACGGGGAGACUAAAAAACAUCUGAAAAUCUGGAAACAAAUAUAAAUCCCCGAUUGUUCUGCCAGGGAAAGGUCCCUUACUGUAGUAGAAGUACUGAAUGCCUGAGGAUGUCCUUUUUCCUUCCCUGGUUGUAUCUGUUUCAUACAUCCUGCCCUGUCUGCUCCUUGUGUGUGAGUGUGUGUGUGUGUGUGUGUGUGUGUGCGUGUGUGUGUGUGUGUGAGUGCGUGUUAUGCCACAUCCGUCCCCCCUCUCUCUCCUGCUCCUUGAUCCAAAGCUACUGGGAUCAGCUGAAUAUGCUAUCACAUACUGACACCUGUCUAGUAGAAUCAGAUCCUUUGAUGAAGCCAUGAAUCAGGGCCGUUCAGAUUGGGAAGUGUGCGCGUCAGCGUUUAUUCUUUUAUCUCCGUCUCAAGUGCCUGAACACAUCCUCUUUAUCUCCUCGUGUAUUUAAAUUGAGAAAAAUUCGAAAAAAUUGCUCUGUAAUAAAUUGGAUCCAUUUUUUUUAUGCUUAGUAUUUUUAACUCUGUAAAAACAAAAGAGCAAAAAUUAUAUUAUAUUAUAUUAUAUAUAUAUAUUAUAUAUAUAUAAAUAUCAAGUGUAUGUUGUACAUUUUUAUUUCUAUUUUUUUUUAAUAACUGUUUCUAACAUGUAAGAUGGAUGUAGCUCUUGCUUUUGAGAAGGAAAAGGAUAUACUUUGUAGAUACUGAAGGGUGGCCAGGUCUGCGAGAAAUCUAAAGUGAAAUGUGUGUCUUACCUUCCGCCUCUAAUAAAAUGAGAGAACACAGUGAAA
Messenger RNA from Cololabis saira (Pacific saury), 4799 nucleotides. RefSeq names its product sprouty-related, EVH1 domain-containing protein 2-like. NCBI's taxonomy places the organism in Eukaryota, Metazoa, Chordata, Actinopteri, Beloniformes, Belonidae. Gene Ontology annotation, biological process: negative regulation of MAPK cascade; multicellular organism development. The record is from RefSeq and is a predicted model, not a curated record. Gene Ontology annotation, molecular function: protein kinase binding. Gene Ontology annotation, cellular component: membrane. The coding region runs from base 123 to 1514 and encodes 463 amino acids. The transcript is spliced from 6 exons.